CAUCUUUGGAGUAUCUUCUGACCGAUCUGCAGUAGAGAGUUAUCUGUAUCAGGGUUUUUGAUAUUUCCUAGGAAGAAGAAGAAGAAGAUUCUGGCCGGAGAUGUCGUUCAGGAAAGGUGGCAGUGGGUGGACGUCGUUCAGGAAAGAAGAGCUUCAAGAAGAAGAAAUCUGGGGGGUUUUCGGCGGCGGAGAAGCUGACGAUGAGUCAUCGCCGUCGUCCACGACCCGGCGGCGCAUAUCCACGGCCGCCAAAAUGAUCCCAAGGUCCAACAACAGAGAACCCAAAAUGGCCCAUCAACAACACUCAUCAGCGCCUGUCAACAUACCUGACUGGUCAAAAAUCUACGGCGCCGCCGCCGCCGCCGGCGAUGGUUUUUUGAGGAGUAGCUGGGAAAGUGACGGGGACGAAGACGAUGUAAAUGGCGGAGAAAUGAUGCCGCCGCACGAAUGGCUUGCGAGGAAGUAUGCGAGGAGUCAGAUAUCCUCUUUCUCGGUGUGUGAAGGCGUUGGAAGGACACUGAAAGGAAGGGACAUAAGCCGAGUUAGAAAUGCCGUGCUGACCCGAACCGGUUUUCUUGAAUAAUUGUCAGUCUGUCACGAACAUGAUUAGUCGUAUCAAAACAUCGGAUCGCAUCAAAACAUCAUGCAUUACCCUUCCAUGAUGUUUUGAAUAUAAUAGUAGUGUUGAAGUGAAAUGUGGUGUUUGUUUAAUGCAAAUCCCAUGUAUGUAGUGUUGUUGCUCCUUUAAUUUUCAUCAUCAAAAGCUCUCAAGUUUGUCUUUUGGAUAUGAUAAUUU
Ipomoea nil (Japanese morning glory) is the source of this 796-nucleotide messenger RNA. RefSeq lists its product as uncharacterized. The transcript is spliced from 2 exons. The record is from RefSeq and is a predicted model, not a curated record. Lineage: Eukaryota; Viridiplantae; Streptophyta; Magnoliopsida; Solanales; Convolvulaceae. Bases 101 to 583 code for a protein of 160 amino acids.